This is a messenger RNA of Rhinopithecus roxellana (golden snub-nosed monkey), 2455 nucleotides long. RefSeq names its product serine/threonine kinase receptor associated protein (gene STRAP). Gene Ontology annotation, molecular function: RNA binding; protein binding. Gene Ontology annotation, biological process: spliceosomal snRNP assembly. The record is from RefSeq and is a predicted model, not a curated record. The transcript has 10 exons. Gene Ontology annotation, cellular component: SMN complex. NCBI's taxonomy places the organism in Eukaryota, Metazoa, Chordata, Mammalia, Primates, Cercopithecidae. The coding region runs from base 886 to 1938 and encodes 350 amino acids.
GUCUCGCUCUGUCCUCCAGGCUGGAGUGCAGUGGCGCGACCACCGCUUACUGUGGCCUCGACUUCUCGGGCUCCAGUAUCCUCCCACCUCAGCCUUCCAAAUAGGUGGGACCGCAGGCACCACCACGCCAAGCCUGUAUAUGGUUUUUAAGUAAGACAAAUUGCAAAAAACUUUGCUAGACAGUGUUCGCAGGUUUGGGCCGUCACUGGGAAUGGCUCGUGUCAGUCUAGAUAUUCAGAGGCCGAACACAGUCCUCGGUAGGGCUGCUCGGCGGGUACGCUGCUGCCGCUGGCCCUUGGGCUUACCGGAGUGGGAAGGGCUUUCAACUCGGCCGCGGACCGGGAAGGCGUUCUGACCCGCUAGAGCUCGGGGCGAGGGACCCCAUCCCGGUGCCUACAGCGCCUCCCUUAGCCGGCGUGGGCCAGCGUUAGUUACCUCAAGGAACUGAACUGGCGCCUGCGUCCUUCUGCACUUCUCGCUCUUUCUUCAAGUCACUUAUGCCCAGCGAGCCCGCCCUCCCGCCAAUCGUCAUUUCCGGCGAGUGCUCUGCGUCAUUUACGUCGUCACUUCCUGCCGAUACCGGUGUGGACGGUGUGAAUCGUGGCUGGGCCGGUUCUCUGCUUCUCCCCAUCCCCUACUUUCCUCCCUCCCUCCCUCUCCCUCCCUCGUCGACUGUUGCUUGCUGGUAGCAGACUCCCUGACCCCUCCCUCACCCCUUCCUAACCUCGGUGCCACCGGAUUGCCCUUCUUUUCCUGUUGCCCAGCCCAGCCCUAGUGUCGGGGGGGCGGGGGGUGCCUGGAGGAGCCCGAGGCGCUGCAGCAGAAGAGAGAAAAGACAACGACGACCCUCAGUUCGCCAGUCCUGUCGCUGGGUUCGCCGCCGCCAUGGCAAUGAGACAGACGCCGCUCACCUGCUCUGGCCACACGCGGCCAGUGGUUGAUUUGGCCUUCAGUGGCAUCACGCCUUAUGGGUAUUUCUUAAUCAGCGCUUGCAAAGAUGGUAAACCUAUGCUACGCCAGGGAGAUACAGGAGACUGGAUUGGAACAUUUUUGGGUCAUAAAGGUGCUGUUUGGGGUGCAACACUGAAUAAGGAUGCCACCAAAGCAGCUACAGCAGCUGCAGAUUUCACAGCCAAAGUGUGGGAUGCUGUCUCAGGAGAUGAAUUGAUGACCCUGGCUCAUAAACACAUUGUCAAGACUGUGGAUUUCACGCAGGAUAGUAAUUAUUUGUUAACCGGGGGACAGGAUAAACUGUUACGCAUAUAUGACUUGAACAAACCCGAAGCUGAACCUAAGGAAAUUAGUGGUCACACUUCUGGUAUAAAAAAAGCUCUCUGGUGCAGUGAGGAUAAACAGAUUCUUUCUGCUGAUGACAAAACUGUUCGACUUUGGGAUCAUGCUACCAUGACAGAAGUGAAAUCUCUAAAUUUUAAUAUGUCUGUUAGUAGUAUGGAAUAUAUUCCUGAGGGAGAGAUUUUGGUUAUAACUUAUGGACGAUCUAUUGCUUUUCAUAGUGCAGUAAGUUUGGACCCAAUUAAAUCCUUUGAAGCUCCUGCAACCAUCAAUUCUGCAUCUCUUCAUCCUGAGAAAGAAUUUCUUGUUGCAGGUGGUGAAGAUUUUAAACUUUAUAAGUAUGAUUAUAAUAGUGGAGAGGAAUUAGAAUCCUACAAGGGACACUUCGGUCCUAUUCACUGUGUAAGAUUUAGUCCUGAUGGAGAACUCUAUGCCAGUGGUUCAGAAGAUGGAACAUUGAGACUAUGGCAAACUGUGGUAGGAAAAACAUAUGGCCUUUGGAAAUGUGUGCUUCCUGAAGAAGAUAGUGGUGAGCUGGCAAAGCCAAAGAUUGGUUUUCCAGAGACAACAGAAGAGGAGAUAGAAGAAAUUGCUUCAGAGAAUUCAGAUUGCAUCUAUCCUUCAGCUCCUGAUGUUAAGGCCUGAGCAUCAAUCAUAUGCCACAGUUCAUAUACAACUGACUAAAAUGAGCAAGCAGAGAAAAGCAUCAGCCUUCCAGAGUUACUCUCUGCUUAAGGCAGAAACAGCAGUAAAUAAUGAGGAAAAUGAAUUAUCUCCAGUGCUGGAACAACUAACUUGGUGUUACCUGUAAGUGAGAACUCAGGAGUGUCAGAUAAAGGGAGGUGGAGUUACCCUCUUAUACUACAGUGGCCUGUUACCUUUUUAAUGAAUAUAUACAAGCCAACAUCCAAUUUCUAUUAUUACAAUUAGGGUUCUUGUAGCUGUUUAUGUUAUUAUGGAGAAGAAAAAUAUAUUGGCUUAUUUUUCUGAUCUUUUUCCUUAAAGCAGAAUGCCUUUUUUUUUUUUUUUUUUUUUUUUGCUUCAGUUGUAAAGAAGAGGGAGUACAUGAUAAAGUAACUGGUUUGAUUUCUCUUUCAUUGUACACUGCUUCUGAACAUCUAAUUGUUUUUAGUUGUCUAAAUAAAAUGCCUCUAAAACAAAA